AUGCUGGGCCUGAGUGAAGUCGAGAUCAUGAACAAAACACCUGAACAGGUGUACCCCGAAGUGUGGGCAACUGUGCUGGCCAUCCUCUGGCUCCACUCCAAUGCUGUAGAGCAGAGGGAUGAAUGGGAGCUGCUAGAAGCAAAAGCGCUCAACUGGCUUCAAGCAAGUUCAGGGUCUCAGCUAGUGGACUGUGUGAAGACUGGCAAUGCAGUGCUGGACUGUAGUGUGAGCCCCCAGACUUUGGGUCUCUGAGCUCCACUUUGUUCCUUUGUGCCUUCACUCCCUCUUCUCAUCCUGCCCCAGUGUAACCGGCUGCUUUUAGGGGGGCUUGACUGAAUUUCUUGGACAGUCAUUCAUUCCCAUGCCUGAGAGCCUUCCUUACCAGUGCGUUGGGGCUCCACUGUGCCUGAACAUUGCUGCUCUUUUCCCAG
Molecule: messenger RNA, 431 nt
Organism: Heteronotia binoei (common prickly gecko)
Lineage: Eukaryota; Metazoa; Chordata; Lepidosauria; Squamata; Gekkonidae
Product: von Willebrand factor A domain-containing protein 5A-like
Exons: 3
Coding region: 1-252 (83 amino acids)
Source: RefSeq, a predicted model, not a curated record